Molecule: messenger RNA, 5440 nt
Organism: Podarcis raffonei (Aeolian wall lizard)
Lineage: Eukaryota; Metazoa; Chordata; Lepidosauria; Squamata; Lacertidae
Product: steroid 17-alpha-hydroxylase/17,20 lyase
Exons: 9
Coding region: 60-1592 (510 amino acids)
Biological process (GO): progesterone metabolic process; hormone biosynthetic process
Molecular function (GO): heme binding; steroid 17-alpha-monooxygenase activity; iron ion binding
Source: RefSeq, a predicted model, not a curated record
UGCUUCCCUUUGUCUUCUUGUUCUUUGAUUGCUGACCAAGCAGCAAACCACCUGGGGCAAUGACUGUUCUACUGGCUGCCUUACUCUUGGGGCUGGCUCUCCUAUCCUUCUGGAGGAUGGCAAAAGGGAAACUGGAGCCCAAGGCAAACUACCCCAGAUGCCUGCCAUCCCUGCCAGUCAUCGGAAGCCUCUUUUAUUUUAUUGGACAUACCCAGUACCAUCUCUUUUUCCACAGAUUGCAGCAGAAGUAUGGCAGCCUCUACUCCUUGUACAUGGGCUCCAGUUAUGUAGUAGUGGUCCACGACUAUACCCAUGCCAAAGAGGUGCUGCUUAAGAAAGGGAAGAUCUUUGGUGGCAGACCUCAAAAGGUGACAACAGACUUGCUGACUCGAAACGGAAAAGACAUUGCAUUUGGCAAUUACAGCCCAGUCUGGAAAGUUCAGCGCAAGCUGGCACAUUCUGCACUCUCCAUGUUUGGAAAGGGUUCUCUGGCCCUGGAGAAAAUCAUCUGUCAAGAAGCAGCUACUUUGUGUGAACUUCUGAGUGCUAAACAGAAUUCGCCUCUGGACAUGGCACCUGAACUGGCACGUGCUGUUACUAAUGUGGUGUGCACCAUCUGCUUUAACUCAUCCUACCAGCGUGGAGACCCUGAGUUUGAGUCCAUGCUCCAAUAUAGCCAAGGCAUUGUGGAUACUGUAGCCAAGGAGAGCAUGUUGGAUAUCUUCCCUUGGCUUCAGUUCUUUCCCAAUAAAGACUUGGUACUGCUGAGGAAGUGUGUGGAAGCAAGAGAUCAGCUCCUACAGCAGAAGUUUGCAAAACAUAAAGAAAUGUUCAGCGAUGACGAUUCUGCCAAUUGUUUAUUAAACGUACUCCUGAGAGCGAAACUCAACAUGGAAAACAACAACAGUCAUCUGUUGCCUGGGCAGGAGCUGACGGACGACCACCUGCUCAUGACAGUGGCUGACAUCUUUGGAGCUGGUGUGGAGACGACCACAACUGUGUUGAAGUGGAUUGUGCUCUAUCUCCUGCACUACCCAGAGGUGCAACAAAAGAUCCAAGAGGAACUGGAUCAGAAACUUGGCUUUAACAGAUAUCCUCAGCUUGAUGACCGGCAGCACUUGCCUUAUUUGGACGCUACCAUUAGUGAAACUCUGCGCAUCCGGCCUGUAGCUCCACUCCUUAUCCCACACGAGGCACUGGCAGAUACAAGCAUUGGGAAAUACGACAUUCCUAAGGGAGCUCACGUUGUGAUUAACCUGUGGUCCAUUCACCAUGAUGAGAAAGAGUGGGACAAGCCAGGGGAAUUUAAUCCAGGACGUUUCCUGGAUAAGGAUGGGAAGAGAAUCGCCUCUCCCUCACCCAGUUAUCUUCCCUUUGGAGCUGGUAUCCGGGUUUGUUUGGGAGAAGUCCUGGCCAAGAUGGAGCUGUUCCUCUUUAUAGCGUGGACCUUGCAGAGAUUCACACUCAGCGUCCCUCAAGGCCACACAUUGCCUGAACCAGAGGGGAAAUUUGGAGUUGUGCUUCAAGUACCAAAUUUCAAAGUGAAGGCCACACUGCGGGAAGCUUGGAAGGCCAAAGUAAGAGAGGAGUGACGUUAUUUGGCUCUCAGGCAGCCUCCCUAAAUGGAAAGAGACCAAAAAUUACUUCAGCUGGUUCAGUAAAAGGUUUGCUGGAUAAGUGUGUCAAGAAGGGGAAGUAAACUUUUUGGUCAAGGACACGAGCCACUAUCUACAUAGCAGAAUAUAUUAGGCACAUUGGACAAAGGCAGAAAAGACACCACAGUUCAUAAGAAACUUUUUUGACAUCGAAAGUUGCAUCUUCUUCCAUCUCUCCCUCAGACUCCAAUGGAAUAACUGAGAAUGCAGUGUUUUGCAUGGCAGAGCAGUGACAACUCUGAAGUGUCUCUAAACAAAGAGGUGACCCCAUUUGUCUCCCAUUGCUGGACUUCUGUCAUUAACCUAUACUGUUAAUUUUCUUUCAGUGAUCUUAACCUGUGGAACACAGCUCACCCAUUUAGAUAUGAACUUUGUCCCUUCUGUGUCCUCCCAUUCUUAUUUUUUGGUGCCUCCAUUGAUGUUAGCACAGGAUCCUCAAAUGCUUGUGCUGAAAGAUCUGGUCAUGAUUAGUUAGGAAAUCAACGGACACCAGCCAAAGCACUAGCACAACAAAUUAGGGAAAGCCCUGGUUUGAGAAGAGCAUGCAUAAAACAAGGACAGAGCGCUGCAAAACCAUUGUCAUGGGUCUUUUGUAACUUAACUAUGAGCACCAGAGGCAGAUGGGAAUACUGUGAUGUCUCUGUUGCUUGCCAGUACCUAUGGACAGCAGCAAAAAAUCCACAACCUUGAAUGCAACCCAUUUUAUGUCCUAGUGCUUUCUGUAGAGAGGGGAGAACAUUAGCUGUCCAAUGAUGGGAUUAAAAUAGCUUUAGGAAGUGUGUCAGAAGAAAAGCGAAGCUGGUUGGUUCUUAUCUGGGGGGAGCGCAGGCCGAAGCUGUGGAUAUAACAUCAAAUUAUAAGGGGUUACUUCAAGGAAGAAAAAUAGCUCUCAUUUAAAGCCAGGGUAUAGUUAGGGAGGUCUAAUCAGCAGGCUUUACACUGGGUGAGAAGAGCAACGACCUCAUACCUCAGCUGGAGUCUGUUCACAGCAUGUAUUUGUUCAAAACUGAGGCCUAUGCAGUACAGGAGAAUCUGUGUCUUCUGGAUGUUGAUGGACUAUAAGCCCCAUCCCUAAUCAUUGGCCAUUCUGGGGGGGACUGAUGGGAGUUGAAGUCUAACAAUAUCUGGAAGGCCAUGUUACCCAUUCUUGCAGUAAAAGCCUUCUGCUACAAGGAUAGGGCUUCCUCAGAUUUAUAGGGCUAUUCAUUUGUAUUACUACAGAGAAGAAGAAGAAAACUAAUUUCACCCACUUCCAAAUUUGGUACAGCUUACUUCUACCCCACUAUAUCCUCCCUCUAGAAAUACCAUUGACUUUAGUUACCUACAUUUUAUUUCUCUCAUAUACGGCUUUUCUUCCACCCACAUAUUUUUGAUUUUCCACCAGGUGUUAUGCUCAAUACAACUGCCAAAAGGGUUUUUCCCUUUUUCAAUUUGCUUUUCUGUUUUAUCAUAUCAACGCAUACUGUGUUAAAGUCAGACACAGGACAAUUGGGGAAAAACAAACAUAUAUAUAUACAACACACAUAUAUGAAUAAUAAUGGUAACAUAGCUUAUUCCUUAAGUUUAUUUGACUCUUAUAAACCUUAGUUUUUACUCCCCUUCCACUCUUUCCUUGGUUUCCUAACUGCUAUCUUUUCAACUGCAUUUUCUUACUCUACUAAGUUGUUUUCGGUACCUUAUAUUAUCCCACGUUGUACCAUCUACUGCUGAGUGUUUUUUGUCAGCCUGUUACGAUUAUUUUCUUGUUAUAAUAUUUUUCCAUAUAAUCUAUAUAUAAUGUCCAGUCUUCUUUUAAAUUCUUAUACAGUGGUACCUCAGGUUACAUACGCUUCAGGUUACAUACGCUUCAGGUUACGGACUCCGCUAACCCAGAAAUAGUACCUCGGGUUAAGAACUUUGCUUCAGGAUGAGAACAGAAAUCGUGCUCUGGCGGCACGGUAGCAGCAGGAAGCCCCAUUAGCUAAACUGGUGCUUCAGGUUAAGAACAGUUUCAGGUUAAGAACGGACCUCCGGAACGAAUUAAGUAUGUAACCAGAGGUACCACUGUAGUUCUUUUUUAAUGCAUAACUAGCAGUGAAUUUUAAGUUUGUUUUCCACAAUUGUUCCUGCAGGUUCAAAUCAAUAUUAUGACCCACAUCUUGUGCCCAUUUGAUCACAGAUGAUUUUACAAAUUCUUCUUUUGUUUCCCAAUCAAGUAAUAUCCUAUACAUUUUAGAUAAAUUUUUAACUCUAAAUUGUAAUAUUUCUUUUUCAAAUUUUGAUAGUUUUUCUGCGAAUCCCAAUUUCUUAUCUACCUUAAAUUUUGAAUUGAUUUGGUGAUAAUUUAGCCAGUCCAACACGUACUCUUUAAUCUCUUCAUUUCCCCCCCCCCCCAUUUUUGGUUCUUCUUCUGAGAUGUCUAGCAAUUCAUUAUCGGUACCCCAGUUGUCACUCAUAUUAAUUUCUUUUCCUUGUCUCAGCUUCUAUUGGGAAUAACCACUUUGGUGUUUCGUUUUCUAACAAUUUUUUUUGUAUUUUUUCCAUACUAAGGUUUUUCUAAUAACAUGAUUGGCGAAGCUUUUACGUAUUCCAGCUUUGCCGUACCAAAUGCCAGCCAUAUUUGACAUCAUGGCCCUCCAAGUCUAGCAACUGUGCAUUUUCUAGCAAUACCCAGUCUUUAAUUCAACACAGGCAGGCAGCUUCAAAAUACAAUUCUAAGUCAGGGAGUGUAAAACCUCCUGUCUUUUAUGUCGAUAAGGAUCGUUUGUUUUAUCCUAGGUUUCUUCCCCUUCCAGAUAAACUUAGACAGAUCUUUUCACCAAUUUUUCAGACAUUGUGUAUUGUUAAGUAUUGGGAUCAUUUGCAGUAGGAAUAGCAUUAGAAAAAAAUAGGGGAAAUUACCAGCUGGAAAAUAAGAGAAAAAAGCGAAGUACUUAGGAGUGUGGCUAUAGGUAAAUAAUCAUAACAUCUAUAAAGAUAAUUAUGUGAGGACUUGGAAAGAAAUUAAAAAAGACUUAGAUAUAUGAAGCAGAAUGCAAUCAUUAUUAAUGGGGAGAAUCUCGGCAAUAAAAAUGAAUAUUCUCCCCCAAAAUACCAAAAGGGUUUUAUUUUUAUUACUUAUUUUGGAAUAUAUAAAUCUGAUUUGGGGACUGUUUAUUCAGCCAAAGGUUGACAGGGUGUGAACCCCAUUAAGCUUCUGAUUAAACAUGGUUAGUUUGCAUACCAUUUGCAGCAGGGACUCUAAAUUGAGGGUGGUGAUAAUGAUUCAAUAAAUAUGAUUCAAGAAAGUUUUCCUAGAUUUAUUAACACAAACCAUUUUUGUUUUUUAAAAAUGCUAAGCUUUCUCGCUAAAAGCAAGAAUCCUACACUAUUUACCUGGGAACAAACCACACUGGAAAUUUCUUCCAAUAGAAUGGCAGUGUAACUUAGCUAAUAAAUGAUUAAAAUAUACCAACUAGUAAAUUAGGAAGCUUCAGCUAUUUCAGAAGGGAAUAUUUGCUAUACUCCUAUGCUCAGAUUGCUUCAAAGCAAAGAUCACCAUAUUCAACGUGACAUACUCCAUGUUGAUGUUGUCUAAUUCUACAAAGUUACUGAAAGGUUUGUAGAACUACAAUCACAAUUGCUUUCUUGGUUGGUUGAUUCCUCUAUUAGUAUAUUUGCCACUAGACUUACAGACCCCGUUCUCCAUAUUCCUUGUAUGCAUGGAUGAACUUGUGUGCAUAUUUUACCAUAUUUGCUUCACAUUUACCAUGGUUUUAUGGUAUGUAUUAUGGAUUCUGGCUGAAUUAAAACAUAUCCCUCAGCAA